AAGCAAUUGGCACAAAUUGUAUUCGUAGAUUUUUUAGUGCGAUGAGGACUAGAUAGUAAACUUGUGAUCUCAACAAUUUUCCGAUUCCCACAGAAAUGGCUUCCUUCUCCUCUUCGUCGCAGUACGAUCCUCUGCCGUUGAAAGACGGAGAGUCCAGAAACUGGGCGGAGCUUCCGCCGGAACUAACAUCUUCGAUUCUUCUCCAUCUCAGCACGAUUGAGAUACUGAGAAACGCUCAAAUUGUAUGCAGAUCGUGGCGACGCGUCUGCAAAGACCCAUCCAUGUGGCGCAAAAUCGACAUGAGAAACAACGGAAUCUUUGGUUACGACUACGACAGUCCGUCACGCCGUUGAUCUCAGCGAAGGUGGUUUAGUCGAAAUCAACAUGGUACACUUCGGCAACGAUUCUCUCUACUCCUACAUCGCCCAAAGAUCAAGUAAUCUGAGAUGCCUUAGGCUUGCAAUGUGCUAUCCACUAACUGGCAAUGGAUUUGUCAGUGCAGUCAUGAAGCUCUCAUUCCUUGAGGAACUCGAUAUUUCACAGGGCUAUACACAACUGGAUUUGAAAGCUAUAGGCCACUCUUGCCCACUACUGAAGACAUUCAAGCUAAACCGUCCUUCUUUCAGCCGGUUCGUUAAAUAUGAUGCAUAAGGGUUCCCUUUUUCUAGACAUUUCAAGUAGAAAGAGAAAUGAACAGAGUUGGAGGAAGACAUGUAGAUGAAGUGUGGACUUUUGUCUAGACGCACUCGGGUUAGCGUUUCGUCAGACAAAACUGCUAAUUUCCCAUCGUGCCCAACUUUAAUCCAAUUUUUCAAAUCGUCUAUUCUUUGUUCUGAAACGUAGCUAACUAUUAGAGCAAGUAUUGGCUCUAGAAUAUAUAACCUGCAAUUCUUCAUAUUUUGCUAAAAGGGACGAUGAUAAGUUAGAGGAAUGAUAAAUAUUUGGAACAAUUCAAGGAAACUUAUUUGUUUAGGUGCGAACUGAAACAUGUCUGCAGAGUGUCCACGAUUUGGUAUGACAAUGAUGGCACGGGAAUGUGGAUGGAUGCUUGACUGAGUAGGAAGAUUAGGAUCGACGUUGAUAGGGGGCUGUUUUAUGUAAAGGUUUGUAUUGAGCAAAACGGUUUACAAAAGUGAGUAAUAAAAUGGAAGUUUC
Arabidopsis thaliana (thale cress) is the source of this 1155-nucleotide messenger RNA. Its product is annotated as F-box/LRR protein. The transcript has 2 exons. Lineage: Eukaryota; Viridiplantae; Streptophyta; Magnoliopsida; Brassicales; Brassicaceae. Bases 385 to 651 code for a protein of 88 amino acids. The record is from RefSeq and is marked reviewed.